UUAUAUUUAAAUAUAAUGUUCUAUCCCUUAAAAAUUGUCAACAAUCUAGGGACCACAUAAAACAAAUAAAUUGUAGGAAAGGGUAAUUGUCCAUGGACAUUCACAUCAUCACAUGUGGGAAUGUUCCUUAUUUUGAUUGUGCUUUAAGAGCAACCCAAACCCAUAUUGCCUUCAACGUAAAGCACUACUUCAUUCACCGAAGUUUUAUUUUAUCCCUAUUUGAUUUCCAUAUAUUUGGCAUUUAACUUUUCAUUUCACAUAGAGACAUUCGGCGCCUAAAUUUGAGUAACCCAACUAAAAUAACUACUCUAACGGUCAAUUCUUUCCAUAAACACUCACACUUAAGUCCUCUUCAUGCUAACACAUAUGGCAGGUCCCAAAGCAAAGGGUUCCAAUCACACACUUGGAUUUAAAAACUUGAUGUUCGGCUGAGAAAAGAUGGAACAUCAAGACAUAACACUCCUAGAACAGCUUCACUAGGGCAUAUCUCAAGCUCUAGCGGCAUCACCUGUUCGAUCAAUACGUGAAAUUCAUUAUUUGAAACCGCAAGGCCUACACAGUGGUCAUGUCAGCUGCUGCUGAGGAGGAGUUGAAGAUUCGUUGCGAACUUGAGAUGGAAGUGGAAAGAGAUUUAGAGGCAGAGAUUAAGGAUGGGAUCUACCAUCUUGCUCUACGCUUGCACCGGCUCUAUCAACACCAAAAGGAAAGGAAUCAAGAAAGAAUGAAUAACAAAACACUUUAUGCUGAGGUGAACAUAAACAUUAGACUGGAAGGAGGAACCAAGAUUGAGAUUAAAGAGAUAAAGAAAGGUAUUGUUGCUCGCGAACAUGGCCAACCUCUUGCUCCAAUUAGAUCAGAAAAUAUGCAAGGUGUAAUGAGAGGUUCCAAUGCCAAGAAUUUCGACUGGGCAAAGAGUCUUCGAUCAGAAGCACGUCGCCCUCUGGCAAUUAACAAGAAAAAUGACAGUCUCUCUAAUCAUGCUAAAGUGAUUAGCUCUGAGCAUGGUGAUAGCCUUCCUCUUCCUCAUCAAAAUCAUAAACUUGAUCAUACUAGAAGAAAGUGGACUAGUGCCUCUGGGUCUGGGCAGCAAAAGCGUGGCAUGAGGGUUGAGAACAAGUUACUUGAACUAGGAUGGAAAUGUUGACACCCAUUUAAUUUGGUUUGUUGCUAUAAUUUGGGUUUUUUUACUGUCAUAUAGAAACAAAAUUUUUAUUAGAUUUUUCUGUCACUGGAUACAAAGUAUAACUCCCAUAUAUAUUUAUUAAUGUGGGUUUUAUUAUUGUUGUAUCUAUUGAUAAAAAAAUCUAAUGAGAAACCUAUAUAUAUAUAUAUAGCAUUACUCCAAUAAUUAACUGGGUUAAUAAUGGUGUUUGGGUGAUAAUAAGCCACAUAGGCAUUCAAAUGUUGCACUGAUCUAUUACUAUUUGUUUGUAAAUUGUUAUGAAUGAUUGGUUUUAAUGAAAUGAUUGUGUAAUUUUUUCCUUC
Camellia sinensis is the source of this 1485-nucleotide messenger RNA. Lineage: Eukaryota; Viridiplantae; Streptophyta; Magnoliopsida; Ericales; Theaceae. The record is from RefSeq and is a predicted model, not a curated record.